Molecule: messenger RNA, 807 nt
Organism: Ctenocephalides felis (cat flea)
Lineage: Eukaryota; Metazoa; Arthropoda; Insecta; Siphonaptera; Pulicidae
Product: zinc finger protein 626-like
Exons: 1
Coding region: 1-807 (268 amino acids)
Biological process (GO): regulation of transcription by RNA polymerase II
Cellular component (GO): nucleus
Molecular function (GO): DNA-binding transcription factor activity, RNA polymerase II-specific; RNA polymerase II cis-regulatory region sequence-specific DNA binding
Source: RefSeq, a predicted model, not a curated record
AUGUCUGAAGGCACAAUUAUGUCCAAGAAUGAUCAAAAAAUUAAAAUUGAGCCAGUAGAAGAGAUUGAAGAUGAAAUAAAGGAUGAGCUUGAUGAUAUUGUUAAAUCUGAAUCGUUUGUUGCGGAUAAUGAAACAUCUUUAGAAAAUUCCAUAAAUUCUGAAGUGACGAUAGAGGAAGAAGUUAAACAGGAGGUAAUUGAGACACCGACUUAUAAAUGUGACAUUUGUAAUAGAUCAUUUCCAGAAUCACAUCACUUAAAAGAGCAUAGGAUCGAUCACGUUCCAAGUCGUACCAAAAAGUACCGCCACGCAAGUAAAAAGUCUUUUAACCUAUCAAAAGGGUUUAAAUGUAAAAUAUGUUACAAAGUCUUGAAACAAUCGAAUUACUUAAAGACACAUAUGCGCAUUCAUACAGGAGAACGCCCUUUCAAAUGCGGUAUAUGCAAUAAGGCAUUCAAUAACCAAUGUGCUUUGAAAGCUCACAUGCUCAUUCACAGUGACGAACGCCCCCACAAAUGCAACGUAUGCAAUAAGACCUUCAGGGGAUCAACUAAUUUAAAAGCUCACAUGCUGAUUCACACUGAUGAACGCCCUCACGUAUGUAAUAUAUGCAAUAAGACAUUCAGACAAACAGGUGCUCUGAAAACUCAUAUGCUCAUUCAUAGUGAUGCAACCCCUCAUGAAUGCAGGGAAUGCAAUAAGGCAUUCAAACAUCUGAUCAGUUUGAGCAGACACAUGCUCAUUCAUUCCGGUGAUCAAGGAGGUACAAAUUUUGCAAGAAGGGAUUUAGACAAUCAAGUAUUAUGA